Messenger RNA from Rotaria sp. Silwood2, 561 nucleotides. The record is from the annotation of a GenBank genome assembly. Lineage: Eukaryota; Metazoa; Rotifera; Eurotatoria; Philodinida; Philodinidae.
AUGAAACCUUCUUCUUCUGUUCAAUUGACAGAUUUACCUGAUGAAAUCCUGAUGAUGAUUUUUAAAAAAUUCGACAAUAUUACACUACUUUACUCUUUAUCAGAUGUUAAUAUACGUUUAAAUAAAAUAGUAUAUGAUUUUAUAUUUACGAAUCGUUUGACUUUGCUAAUCUUUGUACCAAUUCGUUUGAUUAAAUUAACAUCUUUGUCAAUUUAUUAUGUUUAUUCAUUGCCUCGUCUAAUACUUGAUCGUUAUUGUUUACAUAUCUUACCUAAAAUACAUGAAAAUGUCACAUGGCUUGAUCUUGAAUCUUCAUCAAUGGAACGUAUUCUUCUUGCAACAAAUUAUCCCAAUUUAUCAGGAAUUGCUUUAUAUAAUAUUCAAUUGGAAUGUGCUAUACAUAUUUUCUCCGGUAAGAUAUUUUCGGUUCUUCUAUUGACAAAUAUAUCAAAUCAAAUUAAAUCAAUUUAUAAAUUCAUUAAUUGGAUAAUUAUCAUUUUAAUAAUCUUAAAGAUUUUUGAAUUUUAUUCAUAUUUAUCAUAUGAAUGAGAAGGAAAAUUA